Papaver somniferum (opium poppy) is the source of this 840-nucleotide messenger RNA. RefSeq lists its product as uncharacterized. The transcript is spliced from 4 exons. NCBI's taxonomy places the organism in Eukaryota, Viridiplantae, Streptophyta, Magnoliopsida, Ranunculales, Papaveraceae. The record is from RefSeq and is a predicted model, not a curated record. Bases 1 to 840 code for a protein of 279 amino acids.
AUGGAUUCCUAUGACGACGAAGUGCGUAUUCAUAUGGAUCCAUUUGAAGAACAACAACGGAUACUCGUUCAGGCGCUUCAACAAAUUCAUGAUGAGUCAGAUGAAGAUAAAGAACUAAGCAACAAUUUGCUGCAUCUAUAUUCAUCGGGGAAAAUACCUAGAGAUCCAGAGCCAAGAGAAGUGUUCACAAGAAGAUAUACGUACAGGUGUCGGGAUGAAUGGCACCAGAAGCUGAUGCACGAUUAUUUUCUACCCAAUUGUGUGUUCUCUAAUGAAAAUUUCCAAAGCCGGUUUCGCAUGCCCCGACAUUUGGUGCUAAGGAUUAUUGGUGAGCUUUGUCAGAGAGCUAUUAAAGACAAAUCAAGAAAGGGGAUAUUCCCUGGAAUGCUGGGUAGUCUUGACUGCAUGCGUUGGGUAUGGACAGGGUGCCCUAGCUAUUGUGCCGGUCAGUAUAAGGGUCACCACACAAAACCAACGGUUAUACUUGAGGUUGCUGCUUCUUAUGAUUGUUGGAUAUGGCACGCUUUUUUUGGCCUCUCGGGAUCUCAGAACGAUAUCAAUGUCUUACAGAAAUCGCCUUUGUUUGAAGAUUUAAAGUAUGGAAUUUCACCUCAGCCACCUUCGAGGGAAAUGGAACGUUCAUAUUCAUAUUUCAAUAGUAGACAAAUGGAUCUGAGAAAGGAUGUGGAACGAGCUUUUGGAAUUCUCAAACAGAAAUUCGCCAUCGAAACCCGUCGUAAUAAGGAUUGGACUAACCAUGCAUAUGAAGAUUUAAGGCCCGAGGUUCAACCAGAAAGAGGAAGCCGCAAGGGACUAUGCGCAAAUAACAAGUCACAUUGA